This is a messenger RNA of Trypanosoma theileri, 1011 nucleotides long. RefSeq lists its product as uncharacterized. The transcript has a single exon. Lineage: Eukaryota; Euglenozoa; Kinetoplastea; Trypanosomatida; Trypanosomatidae. The record is from RefSeq and is a predicted model, not a curated record. The annotation marks the transcript as partial.
AUGACAAAUGUUGUAAUGGUGAGGUGCUAUCUGCUCUGUUUACUAACUCUUGCACUGUGUUGUGCUUGUGGGUUAGUAUGGGCUGAUAGUCCUAAAACUUCUGAUGCCCUUAUUAAACCUUCCACUGUUGGUGUUCCUUCUCUUGUUCAUCGUGCUAUUCCUGCGGAGGAUGUUGGUGGGUUUGAGAUUUUGCUUGAAGAGGAGGACGAAGAUGGUGACACUGAGAAAGAAGAAAAAGAAGUAGCUGUAGAUACCACUAAAAAGAAUAAAACGAAAGAAAGCAAAUCAUUAAGUCUACCUAAGUCAAGGGAAUCUGAAGUUUCUCUUGAACCUUCACAGGUCUCUCAUGAACCACAAGGUAAACAGCCUUCUUCUCGUUCUCCCGCUCCAGAAAAGCCAACUCCUCGUGCUCCUCAACGUGAUGUCAAGCCUAAUACAGAUGACCGUAAUACUGGUAGUCUACCGGAGCAAACCAAGGAUCAGCUUGAAAUUCCAAAGGUUAAAGUGGAACCUGGUAGUGUUAUUGAGUCUAGUCAAGUGGAUGAAGGUUCUGGUGGUUCUUCUGGUGGGAGUUCAGCUUCUAGUUCAUCCAGUGCAGUUUCUCAUCCUUCUCCUCCUACACAUAAUAAUCCAAUACCAGGUAGUCCUGAACCUGUUAUUCCUACACCUGCUUCUCCUGCUGAUGGGAGUAGUGUGGCUGCUGCUGACGAUCAAACUGGAAACAGCGGCAGCAGUCCAACAGGAGAAACUGCAGCUAACCACGGAAAUACAGCACCACAACCUUCUUCUUCUAAGAAACCUGAUACAGGUAAUGCUGGUGAAUCUGAAACUACACUGACAGAGAACGGUACUACAUCUACGGAGAGUGAGUCCACAAACAUCCAAGAAGGUGUUGACAGAAAUACAGAAAACACCACCACAACAACAACACUUCCUCCUGAACUCACAAACAACAAGAAGGGUGAUGCAGACAGCAGCAGCAGUAUCAGCAGUUCUGUGUGGGUGCGUGUA